GGCCUACUUCUCUCUUUCGAGUUUACCACCAAAUGUAAAGGUACCCGCAUAUUAUUCAAAGCUUUUCUGCUCCGCACGCGCAAUCGCGCUCGGAUGUUGGAGGUGCGUCAGUCCGAGCAGGUUGGUUGUCAGUACCCUAGUUGCCACCCUCGCCAUGCACCUUCUGCAGUACCAAGGCAAUGACAACUUUCGGCUUGUCUAUCGCGUUGAUGAGAAAAUACCGCCUUACGCUAUCCUUUCGCACACGUGGGGAAAUGAAGAGGACGAAGUUACCUUCCAAGACGUGAUCAAUAACACCUACACGAAGAAGAAGGGUUAUCGGAAACUCCAGUUUUGUGCGAAACAGGCAGCUGUAGAUGGUCUAGACUUCUUCUGGAUCGAUACAUGUUGUAUCGAUAAAUCUAGCAGCGCAGAGCUUCAAGAAGCUAUUGGCUGCAUGUUCCGUUGGUAUAGGGACUCAGCAAAAUGCUACGUAUAUCUUGAAGACGUUUCGAAUGAUUCAUUCGAGUAUUGGGACGAUCAUGAGCAUGAUUACUCGUUGCAAUUCCAAGAGAGUAGGUGGUUCACCAGGGGAUGGACACUCCAGGAGCUUCUUGCACCAAAAAACGUCAAGUUUUAUACCAAACAAGGUGGUCUGAUCGGAAGAAAGUCGGGCAUGGUUGAUUGGAUCGCCGAAAUCACGGGUAUUCCUACGGAAGCUCUGCAGUUUACACCGCUGUCGCACUUUAGUAUCGACCAGAGAAUGAAGUGGUCAGAGGGACGGAAGACAACGCGUCAGGAAGAUCUGGCCUAUUCGCUACUAGGCAUAUUUGACAUACAAAUGACACUCUACUAUGGUGAGGGCAGGGAAAGAGCGUUCGAGCGACUGGAAAGAAAGAUAAGAAAAUCUCAACACGUCGAUGGCUCCAGACUUCAGCAACCAGAGCCCAUCGCCCUUCGGUCUGACCAUUUCGGAUAUGUUUUGCGUAGCUCCACAAUGCUACACGAGACAGACUAUCAGUACAGUCUUCUGAUGGGCAAUGACUCGAACGAGACCGGAAAGCCAGAUCUAUGUGCAGUGAAGAGAGGUGAUACCAACUCUCAAAACCUUGAGGUCAACCUCCUCUACGGAGCUUACGAUUACCAGAAAUUCGUCCUCAGGAUCGCGAUACCGAAUCUCACAUCAAUGCGAGAACAUUGGACCAUGGCCGGACAAAUGAAUCCUGGACCAAUGGAUUUCUUCCUCGCAGACUGGAGUGGCGAUGGUACUUUGGAUCUUGUCAUGAUCAAGAAGUCCUACACUGGUACACAAGUUCGUAUAUUUUCUAGUGCCGACAAGUUGCAGACAAUAUUAUUUGAAGGUGAAACAAAUCUCGGUAAAACGGACCAUACAUGGACUUUUGGCAUGGGGAAAUGGGGCGAGGGCGAAAAACCGGAUCUGAUAGCGAUCAAGAAGUCCAAUACUGUGACGAAGACCACCGAAGUGUACAUUCUGAGAGGGGAUGAUUGCUUCAAGACCGUCAAACUGUACACUCAGACUGCCCUACACGAGACAGAUUCGAAAUGGGACUUUGUUGUCGCUGACUGGAAUGGAGAUGGAAAGCCUGAUCUAGUCGCCAUCAAAAAGAGCGAGACAGCUACCAAAUGCACAGAGGUGCAUGUGUUAUCUGGGGCAUCUUCGUUUAAAGAAUUCAGCUUACGAGCGGAAACGCCGUUGUUCAAAAGCCACGGUCUAUUCGAGUUUGCAGUAGCGGAUUGGACUAGAAAUGGAAAGUCGGAUUUGAUUGCAUUCAAGAAGAGGGAAACCGCGACUGGUAACACAGAGGUGCGUGUCAUGAGUCAGUUGGUCUAACAUCGCUGGUAUAAACCUUCAGAAGUACCGUAAUGUACGCUCUAUCUCAGCGAACUAAACCUACAAGAACACAGUUGGCCGUAGAGUCUGGCUGUGAGCGAGCGUCACAUGAUCGUCUCAACAAGGCGAAUCGUACUGAUUGGUGUUGAUCGUAGCAACCUCUUAACUUUACUGCUGCCUGGAGCGAUAGCACCAGCCAAUCCGAACCCGUAUGUUAUGUAUCUGUCGUGGUGAAUUCUGAGAGAGGCAAGUUUUGUAAACACCGUUGAUCAACAC
Molecule: messenger RNA, 2107 nt
Organism: Alternaria alternata
Lineage: Eukaryota; Fungi; Ascomycota; Dothideomycetes; Pleosporales; Pleosporaceae
Product: HET-domain-containing protein
Exons: 1
Coding region: 155-1831 (558 amino acids)
Source: RefSeq, a predicted model, not a curated record